UUAUUGGGAUUAGUGGGUUAUACAGCACAAGGCAUCAAAAUUUCAAAAUCUCACCUUCCUUCUUCCUCCUCUCACUAACUCUCUGCAACUCCAACCUCCUCAACAAUGGCGGAUUCCAAACCCCUAAUUUAACCACCAAUCCGAAAUCCCCAAAAUGCCCUCCUCCUCCUCCUCCCCAUUUUCCUCCUUCCUCACCUUCUUCUCCUUCCUCAUUUCCUUCUCCUCCUCUCUCAACUCCGAUGGCCUCUCCCUUCUCGCCCUCAAGGCCGCCAUUGAAACCGACCCAUCUCACGUCCUCGCGUCCUGGUCCGACUCCGACUCCACCCCAUGCCACUGGCCUGGAAUCCUCUGCACCCGCGACAGAGUCACUCACCUCUCUCUUACCAACAAAGGCCUCACCGGCUACAUCCCUUCCGAGCUUGGCCUCCUCGAUUCCCUCCAGCGCCUCAGCCUCGCUUUCAACAAUUUCUCUAAACCGAUUCCGGUUCAUCUCUACAACGCCACCAAUCUCGUCUUCCUCGACCUCUCUCACAACUCCCUCUCCGGUCCGGUUUCGGAUCAAAUCGGCGAACUCCGGAAUCUCCGGCAUCUCGAUUUGUCCUCUAAUUCCCUCAAUGGGUCUCUCCCGAAGCGGCUGACGGAGUUGACGGAACUUGUCGGGACUCUCAAUUUGUCCUACAAUCGAUUCUCCGGCGAGGUUCCGCCGUCGUUUGGGAACCUCCCGCUGAUUGUGAAUCUCGAUGUUCGUCACAAUAACCUCACCGGAAAGAUUCCGCAGGUGGGUUCGCUGUUGAAUCAAGGCCCGACGGCUUUCUCCGGCAACCCAAGUCUUUGUGGGUUUCCGUUACAGACGCUAUGUCCGGAAGCUCAGAACCCGAAUGUUAUCCCUGAGAAUCCGCAGAAUCCCAAGUCGUUGAACGGUAAUUUUCAAGGAUACGGCGGAGGGAGAGCUACAAGGGGGAGUGGCGCCGCUGCGACGGUGGCGGUGGUGUCAUCAAUAUUCGCGGUGAUGGGGGUUGUGUCGCUGACGGUGUGGUUGUUCCGGAGGAAGGCGGAAGUGAGGAAGCGAGAUGUGGGCAAAUCGGGAAAGGGGAGUCCGGAGGGGAACAGUGAGGGGGAUUUGGAAGGGCAAGACGGUAAAUUCGUAGUGAUCGAUGAAGGGAUGAAUUUGGAAUUAGAGGAUUUGUUGAGGGCAUCGGCGUACGUGGUGGGGAAGAGUAGGAGUGGGAUAGUGUAUAAGGUAGUGGCUGGGCGGGGAUCUGGUGCGGCCGCGAGUAUUGUAGCUGUAAGGAGACUUAACGAUGGUGAUGCCACGUUGACGUUCAAGGAUUUUGAGUAUGAGAUGGAGUCCAUUAGUAGGGUCCACCAUCCCAACAUCCUACGGUUGAUAGCUCAUUACUAUGCAAUUGAUGAGAAAUUGGUGGUCACUGAUUUCAUCAACAAUGGAAGCUUGCACUCUGCCUUACAUGGAGGCCCCUCCAGUUCUUUGUCACCUCUGCCAUGGUCUGCAAGGUUAAAAAUUGCCCAAGGAGCUGCAAGGGGUUUGGCAUAUAUUCAUGAAUUCGGUGCUCGGAAGUACGUACAUGGAAACAUAAAAUCGACGAAGAUUCUUCUCGACGAUGAUCUUGAGCCUUACGUUUCAGGUUUCGGACUCACUCGUCUCAGCCAAGGAGCAUCCAAAAAGUUAAGCUCAAGCCAGAAUAUGAUCACCACCUCAAUCAUGGGGCCAAGCAUGACAACUCCCUCAGCAAUGUACUUAGCGCCAGAGGUUCGUGAGUUUGGAGGGAAGUACACUCAGAAAUGCGACGUUUAUUCAUUUGGUAUUGUCCUCCUUGAGCUUUUGAGCGGUCGAUUGCCUAAUGCAGGCUCGGAGACCGAUGGGGGGAAGGGGUUGGAAUGUUUCGUGAGGAAGGCGUUUCAAGAAGAGCGCCCCUUGACCGAGAUUAUAGACCCGGCACUCGUGCCGGAGAUUUAUGCCAAGAAACAAGUGGUUUCGACAUUUCACAUUGCGCUGAAUUGCACAGAGCUUGAUCCCGAGCUUCGUCCUCGAAUGCGAUUGGUUUCGGAGAGUCUCGAUCGAAUCAAAUCGCAGUGAAGAGAUCUGGGUGGUGUUACUUUGAUUUUAGAGGCGUAGCUGUGAAAUUAUUUCAAUUGCUCUUUCACUAGAACAGUCAAAGAGUUGUGCCAUUUAAGAAAUGAAAGUUCCUCUUUUUUA
Molecule: messenger RNA, 2215 nt
Organism: Cucurbita maxima (winter squash)
Lineage: Eukaryota; Viridiplantae; Streptophyta; Magnoliopsida; Cucurbitales; Cucurbitaceae
Product: receptor protein kinase-like protein ZAR1
Exons: 3
Coding region: 155-2095 (646 amino acids)
Biological process (GO): protein phosphorylation
Molecular function (GO): protein kinase activity; protein binding; ATP binding
Source: RefSeq, a predicted model, not a curated record